Messenger RNA from Pocillopora damicornis (cauliflower coral), 1133 nucleotides. RefSeq names its product uroporphyrinogen-III synthase. Gene Ontology annotation, molecular function: uroporphyrinogen-III synthase activity. Gene Ontology annotation, cellular component: cytosol. Gene Ontology annotation, biological process: uroporphyrinogen III biosynthetic process. The record is from RefSeq and is a predicted model, not a curated record. Lineage: Eukaryota; Metazoa; Cnidaria; Anthozoa; Scleractinia; Pocilloporidae.
CUUCUCUCGGUCCUCCAAAAACAAAAUGGUGGACGCAGUGCUCAACAAAUUUCCAGUUACUCUAACUAGGUUUUCCGGUUGAAAGUAGGGCUAACAAACAAAAAAAAUUGAUUUUCAGAAAUAAUUUCACUUAAAAGACUACAGGUUAAAUUCUUGGAUGAAACUUUGUUAUUCAAGAACUGAAUCGAUUGAUGGCUCCCAUUGUUGUGUUGUUUCGAUCACCUACUUCACCUCCCACAGAAGACGAAUACCACAAGGAGUUGACUAUGAAAGGAUGUGAACCAUUCUCAAUUCCUGUCCUUGCAUUCAAGUAUGACAAUGAGAAAGAGUUGAGUCAGAAACUUCAGGAUCCAAAUAAAUAUGGAGGUAUGGUUGUGACAAGCCAGCGUGCAGUGGAGGCUAUGGAACUCUGUGUGGCUAACUUUGUGUCACAUGAAGUUUGGAGAGAUGAGGUGGCAAAAUUGUGGAAAGAGAAACCAAUAUAUGUUGUGGGAAAAGCUACAGCCAAAGCAGUCAGUGAGAAGCUUGGAUUGAACUCUACUGGAGAUGAUGCAGGGAACGCAGAUGCCCUUGUUCCUUUCAUUCUUCAGUCUUUCACACUAGACAGUGAUCCACUGUUGUUUCCUUGUGGUAAUUUAAGAAGAGAGACAAUACCCACAGCAAUGGCAAAAGCAGGAGUAGCACUUGACAGCAUUCAUGUAUACAGUACAUGUGCAGACCCUAAUGUUAAAAAUUUGUUGGAAGACUUAACAAAAGAGAAGGGUGUUCCAUCAUAUGCUGUAUUUUUCAGUCCAUCAGGAGUUAACUUCACACAAGAUAUUCUUUCUGGCAUUUUGGAAUGGGAUAGUGUUAAACUCAUUGCAAUUGGUAAAACAACAGCAGAAGCAAUGAAGAAUAAAGGUUGGAAAGUAUUUGCAGUAUCUGAACAACCCAAUGCUCACUGUCUAGCUAAAUGUAUCACGCAAAGUGUCGAAGGAGACCAUUAACAGCUGCUAAAAAAUACCUGAAGCACAGUAAAAAAAAGUGGUUUAUGUAUAAUACCACAGAUCUCUGCAUUUUCUUAAAAGAAGAAAAAAAAAAGGCCUCCUCUUACUUUUGAGUAGUGGAAAAUAACAAUCUUGAACAAAAUGAAA